Molecule: messenger RNA, 1510 nt
Organism: Cajanus cajan (pigeon pea)
Lineage: Eukaryota; Viridiplantae; Streptophyta; Magnoliopsida; Fabales; Fabaceae
Product: endoglucanase 13
Biological process (GO): carbohydrate metabolic process
Molecular function (GO): hydrolase activity, hydrolyzing O-glycosyl compounds
Source: RefSeq, a predicted model, not a curated record
UUCCCUCAAACAGUCAUGACUAGUGUCUUCAUCUUCAUUGUCCUCCUUUGUUGUUGUUCUCAAAUUCACAAUGUGGCCUCUGCUGAUUAUGGAUCAGCACUCACAAAAUCUUUGUUGUAUUUUGAGGGUCAACGCUCGGGGAAGCUUCCUCCCAAUCAGAGAGUAAACUGGCGUGGAGAUUCAGCACUCAAUGAUGGCAAAGAUGCUGGAAUUGAUCUGGUGGGUGGAUACUACGAUGCUGGAGACAACCUGAAGCUAGGGUUUCCGCUAGCAUUUACUAUAACGAUGCUUUCAUGGAGCACGAUAGAGUUCAGGGAGAAACUUGCGCAGCAGAAGGAGCUGCAAAACGCGCUGGGCGCCAUUAGGUGGGGAACCGACUACUUGAUGAAAGCUCACCCACAGGCAGACGUGCUCUAUGGGGAAAUCGGCGACCCGGAUUCCGACCAUUCCUGCUGGCAAAGGCCAGAGGACAUGACAACGUCUCGCGCCUCCUUCAAGAUCGACGACCAGCAUCCCGGCUCUGAUCUCGCCGCCGAAACCGCCGCCGCUUUGGCUGCUGCUUCCAUAGCGUUUCAACCAUUCGAUAAAACAUAUGCAUAUAGGAUGCUGCAGCAUGCAAUUCAGUUGUUUGACUUUGCAAAUAAUCAUAAAGGCUUGUAUUCAGAUAGUAUCCCACCAGCGAAGGAAAUAUACUCAAGCAGCGGAUACCAGGACGAAUUACUAUGGGCAGCAGCAUGGCUUCAACGUGCCACCAACUUGAAGAAGUACCUUGAUUACCUCGGAGGAGCAAGCGACAUCGGCGGCCCAAGAUCAGAGUUUAGUUGGGAUGACAAGUAUAUAGGUGCACAUAUUCUUGUAGCAAAGCUUGUUUUAGAUGGUAAAGUGCCAGCAUCAGGGAUAUGGGCUCAAUACAAGACGCAGGCAGAGCAAUUCAUAUGCUCUUGUGCGCAGAAAUCAGACCAAAACGUGCAGAAAACUCCAGGGGGUUGGUUAUGGUUUUUGCCAUGGAACAAUAAUCAAUAUGUCGCUACUGCAACAUUUGCAAUGUCAGUUUAUUCCAAUUACUUAUCUUCUUCAAAAGGUGCCUCUCUCCAAUGCAGAGGUGGCGUUCUUAGUCCUAAUGAUCUCACCCCUCUUGUCCGAGCUCAGGUGGACUACAUUUUGGGUUCCAACCCCAGAAAGAUAAGUUACAUGGUGGGAUAUGGGACAAAUUUUCCGCAACAAAUUCAUCACAGAGCAGCAUCAAUUGUGUCCAUAAAACAGGAUAAAACCCCAGUGACAUGCAAAGGUGGCUUUCAGGAUUGGUACAACAGACACGCACCAAAUCCCAACACAUUAGUAGGCGCAGUUGUGAGCGCAGACGUAAAUGACAAUUACCAAGAUAGUAGGGGUGACUUCCAACUGGCUGAGCCAGCAACUGUUACUAAUGCACCUUUGGUGGGUGUUCUUGCGUAUCUAGCUUAACUUGUAACGCUUUUAUACCUUAUCUCGUUUUUUUUGGUAUUAAUAA